AUGGUAGGAAGUAGUAAUGAUGCGCAAAAAGGUCCAGUUACCUUUAAUCAGUUUCUUAGAUUCGGAAUGGGUGGUGCUCUAGGAUGUUCUUUCACUCAUAUCGUUGUAAUACCAUUGGAUGUCGUAAAGACACGUCUUCAAACCGAUCCAGUCAAAUACAACCGAGGUAUGAUUCAAGGUAUGAAGACAAUCGUCAAAGAAGAAGGUUCAAUGAUGUUGUUACAAGGUUUCGGUGCAACUGCUAUUGGAUAUUCAAUUCAAGGAUUCUUUAAAUUCGGAUUGUAUGAAGUCUUUAAGAAGAAGAUUGGAGGAUUGUUCAGUGAAGAGGAUGCCAAGACAUACAGAAUCCCCAUUUGGUUGACUGCAUCCGCAAUUGCAGAGACUGUCGGUGAUAUUGCACUCUGUCCAUUCGAAGCCGUUCGUAUUCGUCAAGUGUCAGAUCCAAAGUUUGCUCCCAAUAUGUUUAGCGCCAUCUCCAAGAUUCAUCAAACUGAAGGUGUUAAAGGAUUAUAUAAAGGAUUAUCACCAAUUAUUCUUAAACAAGUUCCAUAUACUAUGUCACAGUUUGUUACCUAUGAGUUGGCAAAUGAAUAUGUUAAUAGAUAUUUGAAGAGAACCAGAGGUAUUACAAAGACUGAUUUGAGCGAUGGUCAACAGUUGGGUGUUAUCUUGUCGACUGGUGCUAUCUCUGGUUUGGUAGCAUCUAUUGCUUCGCACCCAGCAGAUACUAUCUUGUCAAAGAUCAACCAGGAAAAGACAGACGAAGGUGUUGGUCGUGCCAUUGGUAAUAUCAUCAGACGUCUAGGUGUCAAAGGUCUCUUCCUUGGUCUCCAAGCAAGAUGUGUAAUGGUAACAACAUUGGUUACCGUACAAUUCUUGAUCUACGAUGGAAUCAAAUUACUUAUGAAGAACGAUAAAAGUAGCAGCAGCAGUCCAACUGCAACCAAGAAUCUCAACAUUAAUAACUAG
Heterostelium album PN500 is the source of this 969-nucleotide messenger RNA. RefSeq names its product mitochondrial substrate carrier family protein. The record is from RefSeq and is a predicted model, not a curated record. Gene Ontology annotation, cellular component: mitochondrial inner membrane. The transcript is spliced from 3 exons. Gene Ontology annotation, molecular function: phosphate transmembrane transporter activity. Bases 1 to 969 code for a protein of 322 amino acids. Gene Ontology annotation, biological process: mitochondrial phosphate ion transmembrane transport. Lineage: Eukaryota; Evosea; Eumycetozoa; Acytosteliales; Acytosteliaceae.